GCGGCGAGUGCUCCCACACCUGGUGGCUAUGGAGUUGCGCCGACUCCAGGUGCUGGUCCUACGUAUGACGACGAUGACUGAAGGACGUUCUCGUGAGUAUCAAUGUGGUUGUGCAGGGUCUGCUUUUUGGGCAUCUAUGGCGUUUAGGAGGGGUCUGUACAAUAAAUCAAAGGCUCGGUAAUGAAGGAAGUGAAAUCUGGUUCCAUCUAUUCGCUUAGUCGAGCUCAUCUUGAUCCGCAGCUGUGGUACUACUAUCUUGGUGCUGUUGAUGUUGAAGUGAGUGACACGGCGUUCGCGCGCUCCAGUGCCGAACUCCGGAGCCUUCAAAUCCUACACCUAAAGACGCGCGCUGCCUUGCCUUUUCCACGUCGACCGCAACAUCGUCAUCAUCAUGAAUCCUGCACCAGCACCACGAGCACUCAUAUGCAGAGGUCUCGGGGCCCUGCGAAACAGCACGCGAUGCUACGCCACCGUCAAGAAUAUGUCGCCGCAGGCCCGGGCAGCAGCCCGAGCGGCGCAAGCCUACAAGGCGCAAAAGAGCCAACCGGACGAGGAGUACGACGACAUUGCAGCGCGCGCUCCCCUCAAAAAGCCGUCGACAUCGGGCCUGGGGAUUCCUAGUGCUGUCCCCUCGUCUUCCAAGAAGCCGAAUCUUUCUCCACGAUCGUCACGCGACCGACCGGACGCCGCCACGACGGAUGCUCAGGCCACGAUGGGAGAAGCCGCAGCACUCGCGGAGCGGCGCGAAGCCCAGCUUCGAUACGUCCGGCUCCAGCGAAUCAAGGCUGAGGAGCAGGCGAGGGGGCUGGCGACCGGGGAGAAGACAUAUGACCAGCGAUACAAGGAGCUGAGCAGGAGGUGGUUGGGCGGCAUGGUCGGGCUGCCGCUGCUGUUGGUGACGAGCUACUAUCUCUUUGACCGAUUGUUUUUGGGGGGCGAAGCCAAGCCUAUACCCAAGUAUGGCGACGAUGACUAGACUAAGGAUGCUGUUGGAAGCGAAAGUCUUGUAUUACCUGUAAUCAUUUACUUGGAAUGGACGUCGACACGCGAAACGCAAGAUAGGUCCUCCAGCGAUGUUACCGACUGGUGCGUUCAUCGGGUCUGCGCAGUCCAUAAUGUAGGGGCAUGUAUCAUAUAUCUGCAUACGCACUUGUAUGAAUGAGAGCGAGCCGUCGUGCGGCACAAUGCAAUGCUUGGCCAACGCUGUGAGUGCAUCUGUGAUA
This is a messenger RNA of Emericellopsis atlantica, 1223 nucleotides long. RefSeq lists its product as uncharacterized. The record is from RefSeq and is a predicted model, not a curated record. Bases 392 to 976 code for a protein of 194 amino acids. NCBI's taxonomy places the organism in Eukaryota, Fungi, Ascomycota, Sordariomycetes, Hypocreales, Bionectriaceae. The transcript is spliced from 2 exons.